Messenger RNA from Periophthalmus magnuspinnatus, 699 nucleotides. Its product is annotated as DNA helicase MCM9-like. Gene Ontology annotation, biological process: double-strand break repair via homologous recombination. Gene Ontology annotation, molecular function: ATP binding; single-stranded DNA helicase activity; single-stranded DNA binding. Bases 1 to 699 code for a protein of 232 amino acids. Gene Ontology annotation, cellular component: nucleus; MCM complex. The record is from RefSeq and is a predicted model, not a curated record. The transcript is spliced from 6 exons. Lineage: Eukaryota; Metazoa; Chordata; Actinopteri; Gobiiformes; Gobiidae.
AUGUUCAUCUGCGCAGGUGUCCACAGCACAGAGGACAUCAGAGCAGGUAUCUGCACAGCUGUCACCUCUACUGGAGCAAAUAUUCCACGCUCCAUGCUCAUCGCUCUGGAGGAUGAUUUGGUGGACUCUUGUAAAUCAGGAGAUGAUGUGACUGUCUAUGGAAUUGUGUGUCAGCGCUGGAAGCCUUUCACUGAGGGCUCUCGUUGUGACGUGGAGCUCAUCCUUAAGGCCAACCACAUCGAGGUGAACAACCAGCACACGGCCAUCUCUGUGCUGCUGGAGGAGGCCCACAGGGACAUGGAGGACUUCUGGGACACUUACAAGCUCAACCCUCUGGCUGGUAGGGACCAGAUCUUGAUGAGUUUUUGCCCACAGAUAUUUGGGAUGUAUGUGGUGAAACUGGCUGUUGCUAUGGUGAUGGCUGGAGGGGUACAGAGGAUAGACUCUACAGGAGGCAAAGUUAGAGGAGAGUGCCACAUGCUUUUGGUGGGCGACCCGGGUACAGGGAAGUCUCAGUUCCUUAAAUAUGCAGCAAAAGUCAUGCCUCGCUCUGUGCUCACAGCUGGGAUUGGGUCUACAAAUGCAGGCCUGACUGUAGCAGCUGUAAAGGAUGGGGGAGACUGGCACUUGGAGGCGGGAGCUUUGGUCUUGUCCGAUGGGGGCUUGUGCUGCAUAGAUGAAUUUAACAGUAUCAAAUAA